This is a messenger RNA of Naumovozyma dairenensis CBS 421, 528 nucleotides long. It is a transcript of the gene POP5, whose product is annotated as RNA-binding protein POP5. Gene Ontology annotation, biological process: tRNA 5'-leader removal. Bases 1 to 528 code for a protein of 175 amino acids. The transcript has a single exon. Gene Ontology annotation, cellular component: ribonuclease P complex. NCBI's taxonomy places the organism in Eukaryota, Fungi, Ascomycota, Saccharomycetes, Saccharomycetales, Saccharomycetaceae. Gene Ontology annotation, molecular function: ribonuclease P RNA binding. The record is from RefSeq and is a predicted model, not a curated record.
AUGGUCCGUCUUAAGAGUCGAUACAUUUUAUUUGAAGUCUUAUCACCAAGGCAAGAACAACCUUCUUCUGAUUCAAUCAAUGAUAUUUUCCUAAAUCAUCAUAGGGCGACUUCGAAACAAGGUACCAUCAAAGUGCUUUUACAGGAAAUACGACGUUCUUUGCAACUCAAUUUUGGUGAUUAUGGGUCCGGAAGAGUGAAUUCUAUGUUACAAAUAAAAUACUUCUCAAAUGCAACUUCAACAGGGAUCAUUAGAUGUCUAAGAGAAGACUGUGAGUUAUUAAUUGCAUCAUUAUUCUUUAUUACCAAAUUGGGUCCAAUUGAGGGAAUACUUUUGAAUCCAAUCAAAGUUAGUGGAACCAUUAAAAAAAUUGAGCAACACGCAAUCGCAAGGAAUUCAAAAUCUUUAUCUACUAUCUCAAAACAUAACCAAAAAAUAUCAGAUGAUUUGAAGAAAAUAGUUCAAGCGAAUUCUGACGUUGAUGAUGAAGAUGAGAGUGUUAAUGACGACAUUAUGGAGCUUGCAUGA